Molecule: messenger RNA, 357 nt
Organism: Ictalurus furcatus (blue catfish)
Lineage: Eukaryota; Metazoa; Chordata; Actinopteri; Siluriformes; Ictaluridae
Product: BOLA class I histocompatibility antigen, alpha chain BL3-6-like
Exons: 2
Coding region: 1-342 (113 amino acids)
Biological process (GO): immune response
Cellular component (GO): external side of plasma membrane
Source: RefSeq, a predicted model, not a curated record
AUGACUCACGCAGGUGCAUUUCGUCCUACAGCGUCAGUGUUCCAGAAAAACUCGUCUUCUCCAGAGGUGGUGUGUCAUGCUACAGGUUUCUUCCCCAAAGCUGUGAAUAUCACCUGGCAGAAGGACGGAGAGGACGUGCAUGAGGACGUGGAGCUCAGAGAGACGUUACCCAACCAGGAUGGAAGCUUCCAGAAGAGAAGCGUUCUGACAGUCUCAGCUGAGGAUCUGCAGAAACACACCUACACCUGCGUGAUUCAGCACAGCAGCUUGGAGAAGGAGAUGGUGCUGAAUGAGGAGGAUAUUCAAAUCCUGAAUCCUGGUCAGAGAAACACUUUCCUAUAAAACUACAGAUUUCCA